AUGGAGCUUGGGCCACUCCUGAGUCCUGGACCUGAAGUUGUUCAAGCUCGAAAAGUUGUUAGUGUUCAAGAAUCGACAAUUACAACCAAACACACACUCUUCCUUACCAAAUCCAAGAUGCCUGCCCCUACCUACAUCAUUUCCAAAAUUGGUGACCCCAUCUUCGCCAUGUUCAUUGGCCUCGGAGCUGCUGCGACUAGAAUCAACAGAGAGGAGAAAGAGCAAGGUCGUUCUACCCAAACCACAAUUGAUGCUGGAUUACGAAGACUUGGCAUACGGAAAGCCGACUCGACUAAGAACGUCUAA
Molecule: messenger RNA, 306 nt
Organism: Glarea lozoyensis ATCC 20868
Lineage: Eukaryota; Fungi; Ascomycota; Leotiomycetes; Helotiales; Helotiaceae
Exons: 2
Coding region: 1-306 (101 amino acids)
Biological process (GO): protein secretion
Source: RefSeq, a predicted model, not a curated record